AUGCAGGAGCUGUGUGAUACUCCACCUACCAAACUGUCUGAUACUCCACCUACCAAACUGUCUGAUACUCCACCUACCAAGCUGUCUGAUACUCCACCUACCAAGCUGUCUGAUACUCCACCUACCAAACUUUCUGAUACUCCACCUACCAAGCUAUCUGAUACUGGACCUACCAAACUGUCUGAUACUCCACCUACCAAGCUGUCUGAUACUCCACCUACCAAACCGUCUGUUACCCCACCUACCCAACUGUCUGAUACUCCACCUACCCAACUGUCUGAUACUCCACCUACCAAGCUGUCGGAUAUUCCACCUACCAAGCUGUCUGAUACUCCACCUACCAAACUGUGCGAUACUCCACCUACCAAACUGUCUGAUACUCCACCUACCAAGCUGUCUGAUACUCCACCUAUCCAACUGUCUGCUAUAUCUGAUACUCCACCUACCAAACUGUCUGAUUCUCCACCUACCAAGCUGUCGGAUACUCCACCUACCAAGCUGUCUGAUACUCAACCUACCAAACUGUCUGAUACUCCACCUACCCAACUGUCUGGUACUCCACCUACCAAGCUGUCUGAUAUUCCACCUACCAAACUGUCUGAUGCUCCACCUACCAAACCGUUUGAUACUCCACCUACCAAGCUGUCUGAUACUCAACCUACCAAACUGUCCGAUACUCCGUCUACCAAACUGUCCGAUACUCCACCUACCAAACUGUCUGAUACUCCAUCUACCAAACUGUCUGAUACUCCACCUACCAAGCGGUCUGAUACUCCACCUACCAAACUGUGCGAUUUUCCACCUACCAAACUGUCUGAUACUCCACCUCCCCAACUGUCUGAUACUCCACCUACAAAACUGUCUGAUCCUCCCCCUACCAAACUGUCUGAUACUCCCCCUACCAAACCGUCUGAUACUCCACCUACCCAACUGUCUGAUACUCCCCCUACCAAACUGUCUGAUACUCCACCUACCAAGCGGUCUGAUACUCCACCUACCAAACUGUGCGAUUUUCCACCUACCAAACUGUCUGAUACUCCACCUACCCAACUGUCUGUUUCUCCACCUACCAAGCUGUCUGAUACUCCACCUACCCAGCUGUCUGAUACUCCACCUACCCAACUGUCUGGUACUCCACCUACCAAGCUGUCUGAUAUUCCACCUACCAAACUGUCUGAUAUUCCACCUACCCAACUGUCUGAUACUCCACCUACCAAGCUGUCUGAUAUUCCACCUACCAAACUGUCUGAUAUUCCACCUAUCAAACUGUUUGAUACUCCACCUACCAAGCUGUCUGAUACUCCACCUAUCAAACUGUCUGGUACUCCACCUACCAAGCUGUCUGAUAUUCCACCUACCAAACUGUCUGAUACUCCACCUACCAAACUGUCUGAUACUCCACCUACCAAGUUAUCUGAUACUCCACCUACCAAACUGUCUGUUACUCAACCUACCAAACUGUCUGUUACUCAACCUACCAAACUGUCUGAUACUCCACCUACCAAGCUGUCGGAUACUCCACCUACCAAGCUAUCUGAUACUCCACCUACCCAACUGUCUGAUGCUACACAUUUUAGCCGUUUGAUUCUUUACUUACCAAUCUGUUUCAUGUAG
Molecule: messenger RNA, 1614 nt
Organism: Mizuhopecten yessoensis (Yesso scallop)
Lineage: Eukaryota; Metazoa; Mollusca; Bivalvia; Pectinida; Pectinidae
Product: extensin-1-like
Exons: 3
Coding region: 1-1614 (537 amino acids)
Source: RefSeq, a predicted model, not a curated record